GUCAGUUUCAGUCCAAUAUCGGUCGUGAAUAGAAAUAGACAAAAACGGUUGACGGUGCUCGUACGCGAAGGAGUCUUUGCUGCUGCCGUAGUGUGUAUGUGGCGGGAUUGUUGACUAAAACCGCGACUCACUUAGUGUAUGUGUGUGUAUGGUCGCAACUCUCUCUCUCCCUCUUUCUCUCUCCAUCUUUCUCGCUCUGGCUCACUUCAUAACGUAGCUUCUUUCCUCGUGACCGUCGUGUGACCGUGACAGACGCUGGUAUACGCAGUGUAGCCUCAGAACAGGCAACCCCUUUCCUGUGCAUGUGUCGGUGUGGGUCAGUGUGAGCGUUUGCGCAGGGGUUGAUGAAGGUUCUAUUGAUACUCGGUUCAACAUCAUAAUUUUGUCCACGUCAGGCUGUUGUCACAUUAGUACAACUGUCAGGUUUCAAGUGUAAAAUCAUCGUCCCCGAGUUUUUUCGUUGGAUUUCGUUGAAAAAAAAACGAAACACACACACAUACACACAUACACAAAUUUAUUCUAGUUAGCACUUGUCCAAAUUCGAGAAGAGAGUGCGUGUUUGUGAGUAGCACAGAAGCGAAUCGUCAACGUCAACAAGUGUCAACGCGCGGUGCAGGGUUGCUUUCCAUGCCCGCUGAGAGCGAUCGAUCCGGCGAUGACACACGAGUGAGUGUAUGUGUGCGUUUUGUGCUGAUGCGCGCGCGAAAAGCCUACACGAUCAUUGUGCCCAACCCCAACCAUCCCUCCCAGCCUAACGGCCCCGCACAGCCAUUGUUUGUUUAUCUAGCAGCAAGGCGUCACACUUGCGCGAUCGUGAAGCGCAAACGUUCUUGAGGGGCGCGCUCGCACACUCGUGUGUGUGUGUGUGUGUGUUUGUGUGUGAUUGUAGGGGUGUUUUUUUCCUCGUAUCCACAAAGAAGAACUCAUUCCGAUCGUGGUCCGCGCGGGGUGCCGUGCAGCUGGUGACACGUCCGCGGGAUUAGUUCCUUCGCUAAACGGCAGAAAAACGGGCUCCCGUAUCUGCACCGUGCGUAAUGUGAGACGGUUUUACAACCAGCUGACGCGUGUUUUUUUUUCUUGUGUUUGUAGGCGUGCAUGUGUAGUGUUUUUGGUUUGAUCGUUUGUGUGUAGGGUUUACACCCAAACAGUCGCGAGUACUUAAAGUUCUGUGUGUUUCGCCAUUUACGUUUGGCAUCGGAAAAUUGGGAGUGAUUUCUUUAAACCUGCCUGCUGUGACAUCAAUUGCCUGCCAACUCCACACACAGCCACACUCGCACACACACACUCAUAUACACGUGCGAUGUGGCCCUACGGGUACCCGCCGGAACACAACGAAAGCAAGGCAAUUGAUGCGCAUCUACUGACAAUGUUCCUUCAACGAUACGCGAACUUCCCCGGCCUCAACAGGGUGUUCCUGGGCGCGCUGCAGCGAUGAUGAAAUGGCAGUAAAUGAAAUGUGACAAAGUUGUGGUUUCAAAAAUUCUUCCCCUCAAUCGCAAAGGGGGCAACGUUCCAGUACACCAGCAAGUGCAAUUACUUUGUUUUCCGGCCGAGCGUAUUGCAUCACGAAAGCCGAAAGUGAGCUGAAAGUUUUGUACUCCUCACCAAUACACACACACGCACACAGACAUAAACCGGGCACGGAUUGCCCUUUGGUUUCAGAACGGCAAAAAAGCUUAUUCCGCCGUCGCCGCUCGUUCGUUAACCUCGACUCGGGAGGGGUUGGUGCUGUUGCGGUCGUUCCAGUUCCACCGCAAAGCCAAACUAGCAAACAAACAAGCGUGAUACGGUUACGACCCCACACCGUGUGUGCCUUCCCUGCGUGUCGAGGUUGUUAGAUUCGUCGUACCCGAGGGUUUUGGGCUGUGCGGGUGCUGCAAGAGUGCGGAAAUAAAGUAACGAAAUCGCGUGUGAUUGCACCUGCACAGGCCUGUGUCUGUGUGGCCUUCCCGAUUGUCCGACCUAGCCCGCCCCAAACCCAAGUCGCACAAAUGUUGAGCAGCGACCAGCAGCAGCGGCAGUAUGCGGCGGUACAGCGGCCGGACAGUGGGCAACCGCAAGCCGGUGGCAACCACUCGUCGGCGGAAACCUCGCCCGGCCACAGUAACGCGACGGGCAGUGACUUCUUCAUGUUCGACGAGCUCAGCUCGGCACUGACUGAUGAGCGAAACAAUGGCCACAAUCAUCAUCAGCAGCAGCAGCCGCUGCACCACUACCAACCGUCGCCGUCUGCCAACGGAAGCAGCCCGGCUAGCUCCAGCAACUCUGGCAGCACCAACAGCUUGCUAAGCAAUGGCGACAGUCUAAUGGCACGAAUCAAUCAGCUCAAUCAGCAGCAGCAACAGCAGCAACAGUACGGUGGCGGGAGAACCCGUUCACCCCCGACCGGUGCAACAGUGCCGGUCGACGGCAGCACAAUAGGAGUGGUGGCGUCCUCGCCCACAAAUACCGGUCAGCAACAGAUACCGGUCAGCAACUCCCUUGCACAACAGCACCAGCACCUGCUAGCCGCGUCCGUUGCGCUGGGUCGUGGUGGUGGUGGUGGUGCAUCCUUUGCGCAACGCGGCCCGAUUGAUGCCACCGAUGGCACAACGGCGAGCAUCCAGCAACAGCAGUAUGGUGGCGGUGGUGCUGGUGUACCACAGUUCCACAACAGUUUUGCACAUACUGGACACCAUCAGCAACAGCAGCAGCAGCACAAAGCGGCCUUUUAUCAAAGUCAGCAGCAGCACCAGCAGCAUCAUCUUCACCAUCAGCAGAACAUACAACUGAGGCCAGGUUUCGCUACGGGAACUACCACCGCCACCACUACCACAGCUACCAAUGGCGGCGGAGACAACUAUCACUUCAAGACGCUGGUACCGUCGGUCGCGGCCGGUGCCAUCAUCGGCAAGGGCGGCGAAACGAUCGCCUCGCUACAGAAGGAUGCCGGUGCCCGGGUGAAGAUGUCCAAGGCGCACGACUUCUAUCCCGGUACCACCGAGCGUAUCUGUCUCAUUAGCGGCACGGUCGAGGGCAUCCUGGCCGUGCUCGAUUUUAUCACCGACAAGAUACGCGAGAAGCCCGACAUUACCAAAGCGCUCACCGAGGCGGACGCGAAGCAGGCCCAGGAGCGCGACAAGCAGGUCAAGAUACUGGUGCCGAACACGACCGCGGGCAUGAUCAUCGGUAAGGCCGGUGCGUACAUCAAACAGAUCAAGGAGGAGUCCGGCUCCUACGUGCAGAUCUCGCAGAAGCCGAAAGACCUGACGCUGCAGGAGCGCUGCAUCACGAUCAUCGGCGAGAAGGAGAACAACCGGAUUGCAUGCAAGAUGAUCCUGGCCAAGAUCGUCGAAGAUCCCUCAUCCGGCACCUGCUUGAACGUAUCAUACGCAGACAUCAACGGACCGGUGGCCAACUUCAACCCCACUGGUUCGCCAUUCGCCGCCUCACAGAAUCCCAAUUUCAGCUCGAGCACCGCCUCACUCAACUCCGCCAUCAGCGGGCCGCUGCCGAAUGCGGCGGCCACCGGUUUGCUGGUCAACGGCACCGGGCUCAAUCUGUCAUUAAACCUAGGUGCACCAUCACCACAGACUAAUCCUACCGUUACCACACAAUUGCUUGAUCAUAUUAAGAGUGCCAUGAGACAGUCCGGCUACUCGGACACGGCCACGGCUGAGGUGCAUGCCGCGCUCGGUGUGCUGGCAAAGUAUGGCGUCCUGGGCAUCGGUGUCGGGCUGCAGAACGGUACGCACUCGACCACGCUCGGCUAUCUGGGCAUGCCGGAGAUGCAACAGUCGUCGGCGGCGGCGGCGGCCGCUGCCUCGGCCGCCACCGGCGUGUACGGUGCCGUCGGUCAGCUCAACCUCGACUCGUACCUGCACGGGGCGGGCACGGCGACGCCUCGCACUACCGCCAUCGAUCGCUACGAUCCGACCACGUUCGAUCCGUUCCGGCAUCCGGGCACGCAGGCGGCGACCCCGAUCUCGAUCAACAACAAUGCGUUCGGGCUCGGCAACCCGAGCGCCCUGAACGCGGCCGCCCAAACGCUCGGCUCGCUCAGCAAGAGCCCGACCCCGGCCGAGAUGACCACGAGCAAGGAGAAGAACGUCGAAAUCCCGGAAGUGAUCGUAGGUGCCAUCCUCGGACCGGCCGGGCGCAGUUUGGUCGAAAUUCAGCACAUAUCCGGCGCGAACAUUCAGAUCUCGAAGAAGGGCAUCUUUGCGCCGGGCACGCGCAACCGGAUCGUCACCAUCACCGGCCAGCAGAACGCGAUCAACGUGGCGCAGUACCUAAUAGAGGAGCGCAUCAGCCAGGAGGAGACGAAGCGGGCGUGCCAGACGGCGGCCAAUGCGGCGGCCACCAACAAAACGUCGGCCGCGUCGGUCGCCACCGUAACGCAAUAGGGGUGCCGGACGGCAACGGGAGCAGUAGUAGCUGCAGCCGCCGCCGCCGCCGUCACGCCCAGCCGCCUAGCCGCGUUCGCUAGUCCUCCGCCCAAGAGCCGCCUGCAGUCCGCGAUUGACGAGUUUAAGGCAAACAUUCAUCUGUACGUAGCGCAUCCUUCAAUCUGAAUCCCGUUUUGCGAGGGAGCGUUGGGAGCGUCCCACUGCGAGGGCGCCAGAACCCGUUGGGAGUAUAGGAGAAGUGUGAUAGAGGAAGAGGAGGACGUGGAAGAGAGCAAGAGAAUGUGUGUGCGUGCGGUGCACGGGAGGCAGGAAGGAAACAAAAAAACAAAACAAAUACAGCAAAGGAAGACAUAUUACAGUGUAGGGACAUAUUAGAAGCGAGUUUCGUUUAACGUUAGUGUAACCACUAAUCCACUCUUCGAGCGAGCGAGAAGGGGAGAGAUAGAGAGACGCGUCCGCUAAAUUCAGUUUCAGAACGGGCGAAGAGUGAAUGUCUGCGUGUGCGUGUGUGUGUUUCGUUUUUAGGGCAAAAAAAGUUGUUUCUCGUUGUACACGUACAUCGUUUCAUUCGUACACUUUGUUGUUAGAUUUUAAUUUUUGCGACUCCACCGCCCGCUCUACCACUUCACUUCGUUUCGUUUACGAUGGGGCGGCUAUGUUUGCUCCGCCGAUUGAAGGCUGUGCGGGCAGCAAAGUAAACAAAAAGGAUAAUAUAUAGCGUUAAUAUUCAAAUUGAUUAUGUGAGCGAAGGUAAAAGGGGAAAACAAAUCACAGUAAUAAUCGUACAAUGGGCGUAAAAAGAAGAAGAAGAAGAAGUAGCAGUUGGAAAAAAAACAAAUUAUCAAGAACAAGAGUAAACUUGAAAUGAUUUCGCGUUGUGAUAGCGAACAGAGAAACGCCUCGGUCGUUUGAAGACGUAAUUGGGGGUAGUAGUAGAAAGGCUGGGUAACAAAAACAAAGCGUUUAGGUAAAUAUGAAAUGGGUGAAAACACCCCAAAAAAAACAUACACAUUCACACAAUGCAAAACACACACACACACACACACACACAUACACACACAAUUUAUUACAAACUACAGCUGUAGGAAAUGUGAAUGGUAAACUAUUGUGUAAUUGUUAUUUUACUAGAUAAAUUUUGUUGCGCGCUAGAAUGGACGCGGGAUAAGCAAACGUCUAAAACAAAACCCCACACAUACAUACACACGAAAUCGUACAUGUAUAAAGAAAUUUUAACGAAGGAAUGAGCUACAGACAGCAACAAAAAACACAAUAUGGAAAGUUAGAAAACAAAAGUUUCACCCUAAUCCUGUGCAACUUUCCGUGUAGCGGAUAAAACUAAACGAAAACAAAGCAUAACAUCACACACACAAACAUAAACAUCACACAUCGGAUUGCGAUCACGGGAUGGGAUGGGCACGCAGGGCAAAAAGAUCGAUAAACACUUUAAUGCAUGUGUGGUAAAGGCGUGGCACGCCACAAUGCAAGGCACCCGCCGUAGUAGUAAGAAGGACCAUUUAAUUAGUAGUUAAACAUGUUACCCCUCUCCAAGUUAUAUAUAUAUAUUUUUUUUUUUGGUUUGCGUCGAUCGGACAGGAAACCAAUCUUCCUUCCCUUUCCGUUCAAGUUUCGCUCAAAGCGUACCAACCAGCUCGUGCGGGAUGGGGGGGGGGGGGGGGGGGGGUAAGCCCUCCGAAAAGCGCUUCAUUUGCAUCACACUUUUCAAACGAUUCUCUUGUUUGUUCGUUAUGCGAUCUCUGCUGCUGCUGAUCGCCGCUUACGAUGCCAGUCAUACACGUUUUUGUUUUAAAUAGAAUGUAGGCCGUUAAUUCAAUACCAAAAAACACAUACAAAAGCAUCACCGAUCGAUCAAGCGCAUCGAGACACAUCAUACAGUACGCGCAUGGGUUGUUUCUGUUACUUUAUUUGUUUUUUUGUUUUGUUACACGUUUAUAUUAUUUCCCUAGUGUGCCCGAUUCGAAGACACUGUUAAAGGCCCGCUGAUACAGUGGGUCGUUUCCCCAUUCGCUGAGUUUUAAGGAAAUGUAAAGACUCCCACAUCCCACAUCAUCAACACUUUCGCAACCCUUCGUCAUACCGUAAUUGCUUCACACUCGAUUGUUUGCUCGAUCGAGCAUAGCCACCCGCAGUCAUAAAACUCCCCCACCCAGAACAACCAGCUAGUGUCGACACUAGCUCCUAGUACAGCGGGUUUUGUUUGUAAUUUGGUAGUUACUUUUAUUAAUCUAUAUCGUUCUUAUUAAUUCGUUCUAAAAACAGAGCAGCAGCGAACGCUAUUAGAACGCUCCAAGGGAAGCGUCGGGACAUGUGGAAUAUAGGGAAUGGGAAAGGAAAGUUACAAGCGCGAUGGUAUCCGAACACGCAUGCCGUGGUACGGAUUGGUUUGAGCGUAUCGAUUGUUUUUUUUUUUUUGUUUAGUCGGGACAUUAUUCUAGUGACUUAGCAGUAUAAGUUUAACAGUAGCAUACGUGUUUUUUCCGUUGCUUUCAUUCUUUAUCUACCGCGUAGCACGCAUACGCAACUUUGCCUAAAUGUCGCAAUCUACACGGAACACUUGUGUUUUUUUACGCAGGAGUCCAUCAUUUGGUCAAGGAUAAAGCAUCAUUGAUUCCUGUUACUUUACUUCACCCACAAACCCAGCGGUGAUCCAGGCCUAAGAAUUUAUUUCUCACUUCCAACGGCUCGUGUACGAUUUGCAUGCUUUAUAACCGUUACCGUAAUGUUUAGUUAACGUAACUUAGAAAGAUAGGAAAGGAAAGGGGCGUAGGAAAAGGGUAUUGGUUCUUCCAUGCAGCAAAGGGGGCAGGGGAGGGGGGGGGGAGGAGGGGGAGGGAGCGUUUAAUCAAAACAAAAGUGAGGAUCCGCACCGUUUUCCCAGCGCAUGUAGGGCGCGCGCGUGUGUGCAAUAGGUUUUACCCCUUUGUUUUAUCGAUGCAAUCGUUCAUAUCUAUCUUACAUUUGUUUAUAUACGCUACUACAGAUGUGUAUUUCUUUUUCACAAACCAUCACACAAAUAAGCAUGUUUUAUCUCAAUUUGUUUCCGCUUUGCUUGUGGCAGCAACUAGAUGAAGCUUCACGAGCAAAUGCUAGGCGUUUAGAAAUAACCCGUGUGAUGAAAGGGAAAGAAUUAUCUCUCUCUCUCUCUCGUAAGAUCAACCUACAAAAAAGACGUACCAUCACCAAUUGGCACAGAAACAAGUGCUCUUUUGCCCGUACACAACGUAGGAAAACGCUCAAAGCAGGAGAAAGUAACGAGAAGGAUAACAACAGAAAAAAGCAACAGAGAACAGUUUGCUAUAAAGGAGACAUCUGAAGAAGAGGAAAGUGUGAGAACAGAUUUAAGACAUGUCGAACUUUUAUGUGCCACCUGUAUCGAGAUACACACGUUUACGGUGUGUUUGUAAGUCUGAGUGCUUGGGGCCAUCUUCCACUGAAUGUGCCGUCUUUUCUUUGGUAAAUCAACUCAAAAGCCUUGCUCCAUAUCCUUACUCGUGUGACCCAAAUUUGCCUCUCCUGCGGUGUUUUUCCCUACCUUGUGUCUGGGUGGAUCUCCUGUGCGUGUCAGGACGCCUGUUUCUGUUGCAUCUGUAACAUCUGUUUUGCACUAUUUAAAUUCGCAAACUGCUGAUCACACAUCCCUCCACCACGGUUUGUGCAACGAAUGUAUGGUAUGGUAUGGUGUCCUACAUUUGGGCAACAACCCGUGCACUCUAGGGAAAGUGGGCACGGAACGAACGUUGAAAAGACACGGGUACCGAGAGGGAAAUGUAGGGGCAAGGGGUUACAUAUACACACUUACACAUCGUACACGUUAAGCUGUUAUAGUGUUGUAAAAUAAUUAUUAAACGCAAACAUUGAUACAUUUCUUCAUUCAGUUACCAUGCCGCUUGACAGUAAGAAGCUAAUGAUGCUCCUGGCGGGGGAGAAGGGUAGGCAAAUUGUUAGUGUAGUGAAUCCUUACCACGGGUUUACAGUUUUUUUGUUCUUCUUCUUCUUCUUCUUCUUCUUCUUAUUGGGGUGGUAGUAUUCGAUACAGCUCCAGCACAUCGACACAUAAGAUUUCUAGUUACAAAACCCCUUGUAUGUAGUGGUCAAACAGUCAAACGCCUGUGAUGCGUGGCACACAUGGCACACAUAAACGUAAACGUAAUAUUACAACUGCAUACAACCUUCCCCACAGUCUCCCACACCUUUCCUACCCCAUUAUAUGUGCAUGCAUACACUCGUAACCCAUCUACUACUAUCUACUACUGUGUUAUGUUUUAUUCAAAGUUUAUCUAUAUUUAUAGUGCAAAUGAAAGCGGCAAACACGAUGGGUUUUAGGGCCCUAUCGAUUAACCAUUACACAAAACAAAACAGGAAGACCCUAAAACAAAUAAGCGGGAAGGUAAAAGUAAGCGAAAGUUUAAAAAGAAACAGACAGGAAAAAAACAGCGUGGCAAGAUAACAAAAACUAGAAAAUAAAGAUAGAAAGGAAGGCAGGUCGCGGGCGGAAGUAGAAGAUUAAUAAAUUGAAAUGGAUUGAAUGAACAGUAAAGCGCUGUUUUGGUGUUUGCAAAACGUGACGCGUGGACUGUAUAACAUCAAACAGCACGCCAACAAAAGCUGAGUGAAGAGAACCAAGUAAGCGAGGAAACAACCCAAAACAAAACAAAAAAGAGGGAAAGGAAAUGAAAAGGGAGUCACUCCCACAAUGGUAGAUGGUUUUAAGAAUGAAAUUAAGCGAAAAUACACAGAACAUUACGAGACAAAUUAA
Anopheles gambiae (African malaria mosquito) is the source of this 9162-nucleotide messenger RNA. It is a transcript of the gene pasilla, whose product is annotated as RNA-binding protein Pasilla. The record is from RefSeq and is a predicted model, not a curated record. Gene Ontology annotation, cellular component: cytoplasm; nucleus. Lineage: Eukaryota; Metazoa; Arthropoda; Insecta; Diptera; Culicidae. Gene Ontology annotation, biological process: mRNA splicing, via spliceosome; regulation of alternative mRNA splicing, via spliceosome. The transcript has 6 exons. Gene Ontology annotation, molecular function: mRNA binding. Bases 1992 to 4385 code for a protein of 797 amino acids.